Messenger RNA from Exophiala bonariae, 504 nucleotides. RefSeq lists its product as uncharacterized. NCBI's taxonomy places the organism in Eukaryota, Fungi, Ascomycota, Eurotiomycetes, Chaetothyriales, Herpotrichiellaceae. The transcript has a single exon. The record is from RefSeq and is a predicted model, not a curated record. Bases 1 to 504 code for a protein of 167 amino acids.
AUGCCAAACUCAUCAAUGCCAUGGCUACAUGAGAACUUCACUUUCCCAGAGUACGACUUCAAUUACAGUAGGAGCAGCUUCAGUCUUGCAGCGGAGGUAAUCCUCAAUGUCACCCUGGGCAUCAUCAUGGCCCUUCUCAACACCGUCACCGUUCUGCACAGUCUGAGCUCUCGAAAACAACCGCAAACAAUCGAGUUAUACGGUGGUGCCAUCUUAAUCGUCAAAUACUUCGAAGAAGUAAGACAGACACCAAACCAAACCAUGGUGCGGCCUAGCAAUACUCCGACAGCUGAGGCGCCCUCCCCGUUGCCAUCAUCGUCACAUAUGCCUCUAGCUCUUUCUCCGCAAGAUAUCAGCACGAGCUCUACUCCCAUCUCAGCUCUACCGGCGCCCACACCGGUCGCAGCCGCAACACAACACAGGAGACGACCACCUCCACAACAGCUCUUCAAUCUCCAACCACGGAUGUCCUCACAGGGGUAUUCUUCCUCCUGGACAAUAUAG